Passer montanus (Eurasian tree sparrow) is the source of this 2125-nucleotide messenger RNA. RefSeq names its product rhomboid like 3 (gene RHBDL3). NCBI's taxonomy places the organism in Eukaryota, Metazoa, Chordata, Aves, Passeriformes, Passeridae. Bases 193 to 1416 code for a protein of 407 amino acids. The record is from RefSeq and is a predicted model, not a curated record. The transcript is spliced from 9 exons. Gene Ontology annotation, cellular component: membrane. Gene Ontology annotation, molecular function: calcium ion binding; serine-type endopeptidase activity.
GAUGCCGCCCGCCGGCGCUGCCCGCGCCAAUUGGGUGUUCCGUGCAUGGAGGAUUUCCUCCCCUCCCGGCUGCGGGAGUCAUGAAGGCAUGCUCGGCUGCGCUUGAAAGUUUGCCAACCAGCAGCUAGGUUUAAUUUCUUUAAGGAUCUGGGGAGAAGGGGGGCGGGGGCUGGAGGGGGACCGUUUCCAAGCAUGGGAGACAGGCUGCCGGAGCCUCACGCCAGCUCUUCCCCUGCUGUGGCUGCCAGCUCGGAGGCGGAAGAAAUCGAGGUGCUGGACUCCGAAGAUGUCCUACCUAUGGCCGCAGAGGAUCACUGGAAAGUCCUAUUUGAUCAGUUUGAUCCUGACAACACUGGCUACAUCAGCACUGAGAAGUUCCGCUCCCUUCUGCAGAGGCACGGCUCGGAGCUGGACCCCCACAAGCUGGAGGUCCUGCUAGCCCUGGCAGACAGCAACUCUGAGGGGAGGAUCUGCUACCAGGACUUCGUCAACCUGAUGAGCAACAAAAGGUCCAACAGCUUCCGCCAGGCCAUCCUGCAGGGGAACAGGCGGCUGUGCAGCAAGGCCCUGCUGGAGGAGACGGGGCUGAGCCUGUCGCAGAGGCUGAUCCGGCACGUGGCGUACGAGACGCUCCCGCGGGAGAUCGACCGCAAGUGGUACUACGACAGCUACACCUGCUGCCCCCCGCCCUGGUUCAUGAUCACCAUCACUAUCGUGGAGGUUGCCUUUUUUCUUUAUAAUGGAGUGGUCUUAGACAGAUUUGUGCUGCAAGUCAGCCACCCCUUGUACCUGAAGAAUGCAUUACUGUACCAUCCCCAGCUUCGGGCCCAGGCGUGGAGGUACCUAACCUACAUAUUCAUGCAUGCAGGGAUAGAACACCUUGGGCUCAAUGUUGUCCUGCAGCUCUUGGUUGGGGUUCCUCUGGAAAUGGUGCACGGAGCUGCGAGGAUCAGUUUUGUGUACGUUGCAGGAGUUGUGGCAGGGUCCUUGGCAGUGUCAGUGGCUGACAUGAGGGCGCCGGUGGUGGGCUCCUCUGGAGGUGUGUAUGCUCUUGUCUCUGCUCACCUGGCCAAUAUUGUGAUGAACUGGUCAGGAAUGAAGUGCCAAUUCAAACUGCUGCGCAUGGCUGUUGCCUUGAUCUGUAUGAGCUUUGAAUUUGGAAGAGCCGUGUGGCUGCGAUUCCACCCCUCUGCUUACCCCCCAUGCCCCCACCCCAGCUUCAUGGCUCACCUGGGAGGGGUGAUGGUUGGAAUCACCCUUGGUGUUAUCAUCCUGAGGAACUAUGAGCAGAGACUCCAAGAUCAGACUUUAUGGUGGAUCUUCCUUUCUAUUUACGUCAUUUUUGUCUUGUUUGCCAUCUUCUGGAAUAUUUUUGCCUACAGUCUCUUGGAUCUAAAGCUACCUCCCCCUCCUUGAAAACAUGGGACAGCAAACUGGAGAGCAGAAGUCAUCUGUCAGCUGUGUUAAAUGAAUGAAGAUGGAGGAUUUAUUUUUGUAUUUAACUUGGGAGGAUGAUUCUUCUGAACACACAAGUGUGCUGGAGGAGGUGCUUAAAGAUCUCAUGAAAGAAUGGGCUGAUCAGUUUGUUCACAAAUCCAGCAGUUUCUGUAACUCUGGCUGGCCGUGCCCUGCAGUUUCUGCCCUGCACCUGGGCACUGACUGCUUGGGUUGUUAUCACACAUCAAUCUUUUCUAUGAAAUAUUUGUAUUUUUCAGGUCAGUGCUGGAAUUAUGGCCAAUUGUUCAGUGAAUUUCCUCUGUGUUACUGAACACUAAAAGGGAAAAAGAGCAGACAUUUACUAAUUAGAGAUUCAAAUGGUACUCCAAGGCAGCUUGAGUCUGGUUUCUUUGGACACGUCUGACUGUUCAGCCGUACCAGUGCCACUGUCUAAUUACUUGAAUGGUUCCUAAGGUAUUUUAGCCUCUGCUGAAACUUGUCUUGCACAACUUUCAAAAGAAUCAGCAGAACUUGAUCACACAAAGUGAUGGAGACUGGUCUUCAACCACAGGUCAAACGAAAUUGCACUAUAAACAUUGUGAAUCUUAGAGUGUUGUGGAUACCCAGCCAGAAGUGACUUUUCCUGAGCAUGUUCCACUUGAUUUUAAUUAAUUAUUCCCCCCCUUCC